Xenopus laevis (African clawed frog) is the source of this 1772-nucleotide messenger RNA. RefSeq names its product neurotrophin 4 L homeolog (gene ntf4.L). The coding region runs from base 456 to 1166 and encodes 236 amino acids. The transcript is spliced from 2 exons. Gene Ontology annotation, molecular function: nerve growth factor receptor binding; growth factor activity; signaling receptor binding. Gene Ontology annotation, biological process: negative regulation of neuron apoptotic process; nerve growth factor signaling pathway; neuron projection morphogenesis. Gene Ontology annotation, cellular component: synaptic vesicle; axon; extracellular region. NCBI's taxonomy places the organism in Eukaryota, Metazoa, Chordata, Amphibia, Anura, Pipidae. The record is from RefSeq and is a predicted model, not a curated record.
AGAGAACAUUUUUUUUUGUUGUUCUUUAAAGUAGAGUUUCGCCUCCUACUGGGAAUCUGGCCUCGCGUGUGUCUGGAAGGAGCCGAUUUCUAUACAGAGGCCGAGGGAAGGGGGUGGGGAUGAGCAGCAGUGAGUGUUAGUGAGCGUUAGUGAGCGCUAGUAGCUGCCGGUGCAAGGGACUUAUACUGCUGCACCUUUCUCUGAGGAUCUGCUGCCCGUUUCAUUCCCCGUAGCCGCGACCCCGACCCUGGGCACCAGUCUGCAAGAAUGACUUGUCCCUGGCUGCUGCUCUGGAGGCAGUUUCUGUGCCCGGGCUGCGGGAGCAAAGUGUCCUGAGGAAGGGCAGGGAGUGCGGUGCGGCUACUCGCUACGGACGCCAAAGGGAAACUCGCUCCAACUGUCACAUGUUGGGGAGGCUGAACAACUCCGACACGUGGUCUGUGGUGGAUUAAGUAAUGAUCCUCCGCUUUUAUGCCAUGGUGAUCUCAUACUUUUGUGCCAUCUGCGCUGCCCCCUUCCAGAGCCAAAACACAGAUUUGGAUUAUGGCCCUGAUAACACAUCCGACGCCUCAGACCUACACUCAGUUCCGUACAACUUCAGUCAUGUCCUGCAACAUGGGUUCUUCCCAGAUUUCUCAUCCACCUAUUCCAGCAUGGCCGGUAAGGACUGGAACCUUUACUCACCUAGAGUGUCUCUUUCAAGUGAGGAGCCUUCUAGCCCUCCACUACUUUUUUUGUCAGAGGAGACAGUGGCACAUCCAGAACCAGCCAACAAGACUUCCCGGGUAAAACGGGCUUCGGGAUCUGAUUCGGUCAGCUUGUCUCGCCGGGGAGAGCUCUCUGUGUGUGACAGUGUCAACGUCUGGGUUACAGAUAAGCGUACAGCUGUGGAUGAUCGGGGGAAAAUAGUGACCGUCAUGUCUGAGAUUCAGACUCUUACAGGACCACUGAAGCAAUACUUCUUCGAGACCAAGUGCAAUCCAUCAGGCAGCACCACAAGGGGAUGCCGAGGUGUGGACAAAAAGCACUGGAUAUCUGAGUGCAAAGCAAAACAGUCUUAUGUGAGGGCUCUGACCAUAGAUUCCAACAAGCUUGUGGGUUGGCGUUGGAUCCGUAUUGACACAGCGUGUGUCUGUACCUUGUUAAGUCGGACAGGAAGGACGUAAAAGACAACGGUUGGCAGAAUAGAAGGUAGAGGGGGAUUCCUCUCCUUACUGUGGUUAGAGAAUGAGGAAUGCUUUUCCUUAACCUGUUUACAGCAUGGCACAAAAGGCCUUAAAUACACAUUCCUGGAGUCUCAACACCAACGGAAACAUUUUAUAGAAGAGGCUUCCAAGAUGCACGCAACUGGAUGUAAAUGAGCACCAAGAGGUCUUGUUCAGCAUUUCUGGGAGGAGAACCUUACUUUCCGUUAUCUCACUCGGUGCCUUUUCACGUUGGAGUUACACGGCUGAUGACUAUAUCAUGGAAUAUUGUUACAAGGAAGGCAGAAAACUGGCACUUUCAACGGUGCUCUGUAUUUACUGUGUCGCCUUUACUCAUAGAGCUGGAAAUCUUGAAAAGUUUUAUUGUAAAAAAAAAACGGGCAACGUAGACCUUUGUAAACAUUGAACAUGACAGACUUGGCUAAGCUGGUACAUUAAAUGUGAAGAAGGUCCUUGGAGCAGCAAAUGAUUCCCCUCCGUCCCUCGGGGAUGGUGUCCCCCCCAUUAGACAGUUCAUAUUGUAAGCUAGUAUAAAGUGGUUAUUCUAUUUGUAAAUUUUAUAUAUAU